UCUCAUUCGGCGUUUUUCUGCGUAACUGUGUGGACGUUAUUCUGAACGGCAACCAAAAACCCAUCAGGCAUUCAACUUUAAAAGCAGCAGAGCUACCUGAAAAAAGUGGUCAAGCAAGAGUAAUUGCACAAAUUUAUGAAAUUUGCGAAUCUUGUACCUACGUGCUUUGGUUUUAAUUAAAAACAAGUCGUGUUUGCGUACGCGUGCUACUGCAAAAAAGUAUAACUAACCACUUUUCGCGCUUCUCUUUGAAAAGUAAUUCUUUAAAAGUUAAAAUGGCUGAUGUGGCUGAGAAAAAGAACGAGACCCCCGUGGUUGAGAAAGUUGCCGCUGAAGAGGUUGAUGCUGUAAAGAAGGAUGCCGUCGCUGCCGACGAUGCAGCAACAGAGACACCGACCACCACAGAGAACGGUGCCGGCGAGGAGUCGAGCAGCAGCGUCGAUGGCGCUAAGGAGAACGGUGCUGAGGCCAGCGCCGAAGCUACACCCGCUGCCGACGCUGUUGAUGGUGAGAAGACCGACGCCGCAGCACCAGCCGAUGAGAAGAAGGUAGAUGAGGAGGCUGAGAAGACAACAGCUGAGGCCAAGCCAAGUAGCGAGGCCGCCGCAGCCGUUGAGAAUGGUGCCGAUGAUGCAGAGGCAGCUAACGGUGACUCAAAAGAUGCGCCCUCCGCUGAAGCUGUGAAGCGAAAGGUGGAUGAUGCUACCGCUAAAGCCGACGAGGUCGUUGCCACGCCAGAGAAGAAGGCGAAGCUGGACGAGGCCAGCUCAAAGGAUGAAGUUCAAAAUGGGGCCGAAGCCAGCGAGGUGGCUGCCUAAAGAGUCCUGGCUAACUGCAUCGCAUCGCAUCGCCCGCUCAGCCAGCAGCACAGUAAUACAUUUAAAUUUACUAACACACACACAAACAAAUCACACACAAAAUGCGCUCACGCACUCAUGCACAAACAUACGCACACACAUACCAACACUGACAUGUUAUUUGUAUAUGUGUGAGUGUGGGUGUGCAUGUGUGUGUGCUGGCGUUUCUAACAAUCCUGUAAAAAGGGAGCGUAGUCUUAAAAUGUACCGAUUCUCUCUGACUUUACUAACAAAACAAAAGAAACAA
Drosophila navojoa is the source of this 1104-nucleotide messenger RNA. It is a transcript of the gene Df31, whose product is annotated as Decondensation factor 31. NCBI's taxonomy places the organism in Eukaryota, Metazoa, Arthropoda, Insecta, Diptera, Drosophilidae. The record is from RefSeq and is a predicted model, not a curated record.